UGUACUAGAAAUUUCUGCAAGGAUGAUUUGAAGUGUAACACCUUGUGCGCAUGCGUACAUCAGUUCUGGAUAUUUCUUCACGUGUUGGAAGCACUUGGACUCCCCCAGUGUGUCCCAUCCAUCCACGCUGUGUCAGAUACCGGGGUACAGCUCUGCGCUUAUUAUCAGACCACACUCAUACACAAAUGGCGUUCAGAAAAUUCCUACCCCUGUUUGACCGUGUGUUAGUGGAGCGUUUAACAGCAGAGACAGUAACUAAAGGGGGCAUUAUGCUGCCAGAGAAGUCUCAAGGCAAAGUGCUUCAGGCCACAGUAGUAGCAGUUGGACCUGGGUCCGUAAAUCAAGAUUUCUACAACUGGCCGGAUGAAUCAUUCGAGGAGAUGGACAGCACCCUCGCUGUUCAACAGUAUAUACAGCAAAACAUUCGGUCAGAUUGUUCAAAUAUUGACAAAAUCCUAGAACCUCCAGAGGGUCAAGAUGAGGGUGUAUGGAAAUAUGAGCACCUCAGGCAGUUCUGUCUGGAGCUUAAUGGGUUAGCUGUCAAACUGCAGAGUGAGUGCCAUCCUGACACCUGCACCCAAAUGACAGCCACAGAACAGUGGAUCUUUUUAUGUGCUGCUCAUAAGACACCCAAAGAGUGCUCUGCCAUUGACUACACCAGGCACACGCUGGACGGAGCUGCCUGCCUUCUUAAUAGCAACAAAUACUUUCCUAGCAGGGUGAGCAUCAAGGAAUCAUCAGUGGCCAAACUAGGCUCUGUGUGUCGUCGCAUAUAUAGGAUAUUCUCUCAUGCCUACUUCCAUCAUCGCCAGAUAUUUGACAAGUAUGAGAAUGAAACGUUCCUGUGUCACCGGUUUACACGCUUCGUAAUGAAGUACAAUCUGAUGUCCAAGGACAACCUGAUCGUGCCCAUUCUGGAGGAGGAAGUUCAGAACACCUCGUCAGCAGGGGAGAGUGAAGCCUAAAGAUACAGCAGCUGCCAUAAAAAGAGAAAUAUGUAAACACAAUUUAUAAGGUGAUGGUUGACCGGCUAAGACACACAUACUCACUCAUACUGGACACACACACUACAGUGUAUUUAGGCUCUUGUCUAGCAUCACUGUCUGUUGGCCUCCUCUUCCUUAAUCCCCCGUGUCUGUCUGAAGGUACGGUUGUAGGAUAGGACUAAACCAGGUCUACAUAGUUGACAGACUUUCAUUAGCAUUAACAAUUGCUGUUCAGACUCAUGCUGUAAUUCUUCCACCAGGGGGCCACAGCUGUUUCUGAAUAAAGACCCGCUCUCACCACUUAUUUAGGGAACCUUUUUGUUGAAUCUUUUGAGCAGCUGGAUUUGCAAAUUUUAUGUAAUCAUGGUGACCUGUAUUGAUGACAAAGGCGCACUGACAGCCUCCCUUUGUAAAUAUUCCUGCCUUUAUCUCUUUUUCACAUCAUAUUUUCUGAUGGUGCUUCACUUUUUGUGUCCGCUUCUGUUCUAUAUUUGCUUGUGUUGCCUCAUCCUGUUUGGGGAUGUCCCAUGUUAUGGAUCACUAAAUUAGCCUGCUGACUUAAUUAUGCUUAAACACAAUGUAGGUGUGGUUUGUGUGUUAGUGAACAAAGAAAUCUAAUCUCUAGCUUUGUACAUGUAAUAGCAACCAGAUAAUCUCCCUCUUUGGGCUCUGACAGAGUAUUUAGGAAAACUUCUUUGCCAACUCUGAUCCUGCUUUGUGACACGCCCCUAUUUUAGUGUAAAACGUGCCCAGUACCUCUUUGCCUAUAUGGAUUAGCAAUUGUUAUAUGAGCUUUACAAGCAGAAACUGUGCUGCUCGAGGCCAGUUUUAUUGUUUUCAAUGUUAAAAAAAAAACACAAGAAAGGAUGGAAUAUUGGCUACACUGAAGUUCUGGAGCACAACCUCCCAUCUCUUACCCUCUCCCUCAUUAAGUUAUUUUGUGGGAGGAGUCUUGUCAAUCCAACCCACUGUUUUUUUAAUAAACUAAAAAUUUUGUUACUGUUGACAUUUUCAUGAUGUCUGUUAAUAAAAAAAGACCUAUUAUUCA
Boleophthalmus pectinirostris (great blue-spotted mudskipper) is the source of this 2034-nucleotide messenger RNA. It is a transcript of the gene mob4, whose product is annotated as MOB family member 4, phocein. Gene Ontology annotation, cellular component: mitochondrial matrix; cytoplasm. Bases 51 to 965 code for a protein of 304 amino acids. The transcript has 9 exons. Lineage: Eukaryota; Metazoa; Chordata; Actinopteri; Gobiiformes; Gobiidae. Gene Ontology annotation, molecular function: protein-folding chaperone binding; metal ion binding; protein folding chaperone. The record is from RefSeq and is a predicted model, not a curated record.